Paraphaeosphaeria sporulosa is the source of this 1602-nucleotide messenger RNA. Its product is annotated as alpha/beta-hydrolase. The transcript has 4 exons. The record is from RefSeq and is a predicted model, not a curated record. Bases 1 to 1602 code for a protein of 533 amino acids. NCBI's taxonomy places the organism in Eukaryota, Fungi, Ascomycota, Dothideomycetes, Pleosporales, Didymosphaeriaceae.
AUGCGGAUCUUCAAGGGCGCACUUGUCUUCGCUGGCCUCAGCGCGGCCUACAAUAAACGCCAGACAAAACCCACAGCCACAAUCGACAGUGGCGUGAUCGUGGGCACGACGACAUCGCUGCCCUCUGCACCAGCAGUUGUGAACAAAUUUCUCGGCGUCCCCUUCGCUGCGCCUCCAAAUCGUUUCGAGCCCCCACGGAAUCACAAGCCAUGGACGCAACCGCUGGACACGAAAACCAGGAAGCCAGCAUGUGUACAAGAAUUUGCGUUUCCGCAACCCGUGAAGAACCUCACGCUGGCCUUGUUCAAUACACCACCGCCCGAAGAAAGCGAAGACUGCUUGUAUCUCAAUGUGUACGCGCCUGCCACUCCGGCUCCGAAAGGUGGACGAGCGGUCAUGUUCUGGAUCUACGGAGGUGGCUUGUACUUUGGUGAUUCGUCGAUUGCAGCGUACGACGGGAGCCAUUUUGCCGCGUAUGAGGAUGUUGUGAUUGUCGCUGCCAACUAUCGCACUAACGUCUUUGGCUUCCCUAACGCUCCCGAGCUGGAUCUGGAAGACCGUAAUCUGGGCUUCCUCGACCAGCGUCUCGCUCUCGACUGGGUCCAACGCAACAUCCCCGCUUUUGGUGGUAAUCCCAAGAAAGUCACAAUCUUCGGCGAGAGCGCGGGCUCCUUCUCCGUGGACGCACUACUGACAAGUUUCCCUGCGAAAUCGACACCACCUUUCCACGCAGCCAUUAUGGAAAGCGGCCAAUUGAGCUACCGUGGAUCACCAAACGUGGGGAGGCUGUAUCCAGACGGCAAGCCAGCCUGGGAUGCCCUCGCAGCGGCGCUGAACUGCACUGAUGCGCAGAGUAAUCUUACAUGUAUUUCUGCGGCACCUGCGAGCACGAUCAAGGAGAUCCUCGAGAGCGAGUUCCUGUAUUUCCCCCCUGUGCAAGACAACAAGACGUACUUCUCGAACAUUGCCGAACGCCGGAAGUCCGGUGAUAUCGCUCGCAUUCCGAUUCUGAGUGGCACAAACGCGGACGAGGGGCGCUUCAUUGUGUACAGCCAGAACAACCUCACGGCGUAUCUGCAGCAAGCCCUCGGCGCGGUACCUUCUCCGGAAUUCGUGGCAGCUGUCGAAAAGCAAUAUCCUGUCGGCAGUGAGAGGUAUCCUACGGCCUACGACGCCCUCGCCGACAUCGACACGGAUAUCUCGUUCCAGUGUGGUGCGGCGCUCGUAGCGAACGACACAUCAGCGAUUGGUACGCCAUCGUGGAGAUACUAUUACAAUGCAUCCUUCCCAAAUACAGCCGGCUUCCCCGACUCACGGGCAUACCACUCCACUGAGAUCUACUCAGUGUUCAGCACGUAUCCACUGGUUAACUCGACGGCCGCUCAGCGCGAGCUUUCCAGCUUCAUGCGUGGUACAUGGGCGCGGUUUGCGAAGGAUCCUGCAGCAGGACCGGGUUGGAGGGCGAUCGACGUGAAGAAAAAGGCGGCUGCGAAUGUGGCUGUCUUCACAGCGGAGCAGCCGAAGAGGGUGAAUAUGGUUGCGCAGAGUGAAGUUGAUUCACGGUGUGCAUUCUGGACGAAGAUCUUGGCGGGGAGGCAUUAG